GAUAGACGAACACCAAUCCAAACAGCGAGACCGGGCAGCAUUUUUACGGUUUCAACCCUCCCCUUUUCCCCGAAUUCCACCCCCCGAUCGGCGGCGAGCAGGGAUCUCGUGCGCGAUCUCCCGCCGGCGGCGAGGCCAGGAUGUCGUCCGCUAGGCGCGGCGGGCACCAGCACCACAACCCGCUGGAGAACGGCGACGGAGGGGAGCACGAGCGAGAGGAGGACGACGACGAGGAGGAUGGUGAGGAGGAGGUUGGGGAGGAUGAGGAGGAGGAGGAGGAGCCGCGGCUCAAGUACCAGCGUCUGGGCGGGAGCGUGCCGGCGAUCCUCUCCACCGACGCCGCCGCGGCCAUCGCCGUCACCGACCGCGCCGUCCUGCUCGGCACCCACGACGGCACCCUCCACGUCCUCGACUUCCAGGGAAACCAGGUAAAGCAAAUUGCUGCGCACACAGCAACUAUCAACGACAUCAGUUUUGCUGAUGGUGAAUAUAUAGGCAGCUGCUCAGAUGAUGGCACAGUAGUAAUAAGCAGCCUCUUCACUGAUGACAAACUGAAGUUUGAGUACCAUCGCCCCAUGAAAGCAAUUGCUUUAGACCCUGACUAUUCCAGGAACUACAAAAGAUUUGCUACAGGUGGUUUAGCAGGUCAAGUACUCGUUCAGACAAAGAAAACUUGGGGUGGAGGCUACAGUAAAAAGGUCCUGCGUGAUGGUGAAGGACCAAUCCAUUCUAUGAAGUGGAGGUCAGACCUUCUUGCCUGGGCUAAUGACGCAGGGGUGAAAGUCCAUGAUAUGAAAAUGGAAAGAGGGAUUGCAUUCAUUGAAAGACCAAAAGGAAUUCCUCGGUCGGAUUUUUUAGUUCCUCACUUGGUCUGGCAGGAUGACGCAGUCUUAGUUAUUGGGUGGGGAACAAGUGUCAAGAUUGCUGCAAUCCGAACAGACUUAUCUCCAGGGUACAAUGGAAUACAAAGGAGUAUCACCACGGCAAGUUCUGGGAAGUAUGUUGAUAUUGUUGGCUCGUUCCAAACAGGCUACCACAUAUCUGGGAUUGCUCCAUUCGGUGAUCUUUUAGUUGUGCUUGCAUAUAUCCCUGAAGAGGAUAGCAGAGAUAAAAAAGAUAAUACUUCUGUUCCUUCACGCCAGGGAACCGCGCAGCGUCCAGAAAUACAUCUUGUAUCAUGGAAAAACGAAGAGCUAACUACAGAUGCUCUGCCGAUUCAUGGCUAUGAGCUCUAUAAGGCAAAGGACUAUAUUCUUGCUCAUGCGCCUUUCUCAGGAAGUAGCAAUGCGGGUGGACAGUGGGCUGCUGGCGAUGAACCUCUGUAUUACAUCGUAUCUCCUAAGGAUAUAGUGGUUGCAAAGCCCAGAGAUACCGAAGACCAUAUUGCUUGGCUUCUGCAACAUGGUUGGCAUGCAAAAGCAUUGGCUGCAGUUGAAGCAGGACAAGGGAGGACUGAGCUUCUUGAUGAGGUGGGCUCUAGAUACCUUGACCACUUGAUAAUUGAAAGGAAAUACGCUGAAGCUGCACAACUCUGUCCGAAGUUGCUUCGAGGAUCUCCUUCAGCAUGGGAGAGGUGGGUCUUUCACUUUGCUCAUCUCCGCCAGCUUCCUGUGUUGAUCCCUUACAUACCUACGGAGAAUCCACAGCUGAGUGAUACCGCUUAUGAGGUUGCCCUUGUAGCUUUAACUACCAAUUCCUCUUUUCAUGAACUUCUUUUGACUACAAUACGAAACUGGCCACCUACGUUAUACUCUGCUUCACCAGUCAUAUCUGCAAUCGAGCCACAGCUCAAUUCUUCCUCGAUGACUGAAGCAUUAAAAGAGGCUUUAGCUGAAUUGUAUGUGAUCAAUAAGCAAUAUGAAAAGGGACUUUCUCUCUUUGCUGAACUCCUGAAGCCAGAAGUAUUUGAGUUUAUUGAGAAGCACAACUUGCAUGAUGCAUUCCAUGAUAAGAUUGUCAAUCUUAUGAUAUUGGAUAGUAAAAGAACAGUUCACCUAAUGAUCCAACACCGUGAUAUCAUUCCGCCGUAUGAAGUCGUGGAUCAAUUGUUGCAUGCUAGUAAAAGCUGCGACAAAAAAUAUUUAUUGCAUCAGUAUUUGCAUGCUCUGUUUGAGACAGACAUACAUGCUGGAAAAGAUUUCCAUGAUAUGCAGGUGGAGCUUUAUGCAGAUUACGAGCCAAGGAUGUUACUACCCUUCCUUCGUACCAGCCAGCAUUACAGGCUUGACAAGGCGUAUGAAAUAUUUGCACAAAAAGAACUUGUCAGGGAGCAAGUUUUCGUUCUUGGUCGUAUGGGAAAUGCCAAGCAAGCACUUUCUACGAUUAUAAACAAACUGGAAGACAUACAAGAGGCCGUUGAAUUUGUGACGGAGCAACAUGACGACGAACUAUGGGAGGAACUGAUAACACAGUGUCUCCAAAAGCCUGAAAUGGUCGGGAUGUUGUUGGAACAUACUGUCGGCAAUCUUGACCCUCUAUAUAUUGUCAGUUUGGUUCCCGAUGGGCUAGAAAUACCCAAAUUGCGGGAUCGCCUUGUGAAAAUUGUGACAGACUAUCGAACAGAAACUUCACUGAGGAAUGGAUGCAACGAUAUACUAAAGGCUGAUUGUGUUAAUCUGUUGGUUAAAUACUACCAUGAGGCUCGACGUGGAGUCUGCAUGGCAAGCUUGGAUGAGGAGGUUGGAACCAGAAUCGAUGAAGGAUCUUCACGAACGGGCGACAGAUCAUCGAGUUUACGCACUUUAGAGAUCAAAUCAAGAACAAGAUGUGGUGCUCGAUGCUGCUUGUGCUUUGAUCCAUUAUCUAUACAGGACAUCUCUGCCAUUGUGUUCUACUGCUGUCAUGCAUAUCAUCUGUCUUGCCUCGAAGGUGGAUUAGACUCAAUGAAAGCAAACAAUAACGCUCGGGAUAGCGAUGAAGGUUCAGAGGAUGAUGAUGGUUCCCCGUCGGGCGAGUCUAGAAUGCGCUGUGUAUUGUGCACUACAGCGGCUGCAUAAGUUGUUCCUUGUUGAGCAGUCCAUAUUCUGAUGUUGUAAGUUUUGAGCCUUGUAAUUAUUGUGUUCUUUUGGGUGAUACAUAUGUAACACUAGGUUGAUUCUUUGAGGGGAGCUGUGUCCAAAGCAUGAGUUCAGUUUUCUGUAAAUUUGACGCAUCACCUGACUGGAGCAGAGUCGUACGGCAUUUUUUUUGUUAAUGCCACGCAUGCCAAAUCAUACAAACUUCAUGACAAGCCUGUUGUUGAAGAGAUUGAGAUAAGAUAUUCAGAUUUUUACAUUUUUCAUCUA
Brachypodium distachyon (stiff brome) is the source of this 3284-nucleotide messenger RNA. RefSeq names its product vacuolar protein sorting-associated protein 41 homolog. Gene Ontology annotation, cellular component: late endosome; HOPS complex. The transcript is spliced from 19 exons. NCBI's taxonomy places the organism in Eukaryota, Viridiplantae, Streptophyta, Magnoliopsida, Poales, Poaceae. The record is from RefSeq and is a predicted model, not a curated record. Bases 141 to 2996 code for a protein of 951 amino acids. Gene Ontology annotation, biological process: endosomal vesicle fusion; vesicle-mediated transport; cellular response to starvation. Gene Ontology annotation, molecular function: protein binding.